CGGAGUCUUUGUGUUCGUCCAGUCCACGCUCUCCCUCUCCUCCCUCAGGCCCUGCCGCCUUCCCUCCCGCACUCCCUCCCUGCAUCCCUCCUCCAGCUUUUGUCUCUCCAUCUCUCUGGACUCUGGAUCCCUCGUCUCUCUAUUAUUAUCGUCUCUCCGUUUAUCGUGGAUGUUUUGUUGUUUCCUCGUGUCUGUCUGUUCGUCAGGAGCCCCAGUCCCUCCGAGAUGAACGGUGAGCCCUGGGCCAGGCCAAGAUACCAGGACCAAGCAGCAGCUGAACAUUGUACAGCAUCCCACCAGGAACAACAAGAGCACCCUGACAAACUGUGCCUGGACUCCUUCUGGAGCGAGGUGGAGACUAUACGAAGCCAGGGCAGCGGAUACACUGACCUUGACACUGACAGCGCCAGACGAGACUCCAGACACUCUGAAGAGGGAGAGCAGGAGGAGCAGUGGCUGCAGGAUGCCGGUCUCUCCACUCUGAUCAGGCAGCAGAGGCAGAGACCAGACAGGGACAGAGACAGAGACGGUGAGGACCAGGAUGUUGACCAGGCCAUACUGCUGUCCACUCUGACCCGUACGCAGGCCGCUGCCGUCCAGAGGAGACUGGACUCCUACACGCUGUCCCUGAGGAAGAGGAACAAACCCCAGCCGCGUGACGUCAGGGACGUCUUCAGCUCAUCACCGUCCUCUAUUGCUCAGACGCCUCUACCAGAGUCUCAAGGCCCUGAGUCUAUAGAACCUAAAGCAUCUCUACCAGAUGACAGUAUGGAGACCAUCAACAAGACACCACUACAAGAGGUCAGCUUGGACCUGCAGAAGCAGCAUGGAGGAGCCCCUAAAGAGGAGAUUUUCAUCACAGACGUGGCCUACUGCGAACAGGCGGCCAUCUUGUUGAAACAGGCUAAGCUGCCUCAGAUAAAGAAGAACAGCUGCAAGAGGAAGGAGGACGGCACACUGCCUAGGGUGAUCUGCCCCCAGUGUCGUCUGGGUGUAACUCGUAUCCAGGACCUGUCCAACCAGGACAUGAAAAAGGUACGUCAGCUGGCCCUGAUCGACAUGACAGCGCUCUGUGACCUGCUGGAGCUCGACGUCAAACGACACAAGACCUGCAAGAGGAAGAUCCCAGAGAGUGCCCUGUUUGGGGUUCCCCUGGCCACCCUGUUGGAGAAUGAUCAGAAAGUCAAGCCCACUGCUACCACUCCUCUCAUCCUGCAGGCGCUGCUGUGGUUCCUGGAGAAGAGGGGAGUAGACUCAGAGGGUAUUCUGCGGGUUUCAGGCUCUCAGUCCAGAAUCAAGAAGCUGCAGCGGGACCUGGAGCAGAACUUCUACUCUGGAGGGUUCAGCUGGGACGAGGUCAGUCCUAACGAUGCUGCUGCCCUGUUGAAGAAGUUUAUCAGAGAACUACCCUCUCCACUUCUCACCGCAGAGCACCUCAACACCUUCAGUGCUGCCAGGGACAUCCCUGAGCUGAAACAGAAGCUGCACGUUCUGAACCUCCUCAUCCUCCUGCUACCUGAACCCAACAGGAACACACUCAAGGCUCUGUUGGAGUUCCUUUCUAAGGUAGUCUCCAGAGAGAGGAGGAACCGUAUGAACCUGUGGGCAGUGUCCACCAUCAUGGCCCCCAACCUGUUCCUGUUCCUCCACAAGGCCGUACCCUCCCGCCUCACUGACGGGGGGCCAGGGGUGGAGAAAGGACAUGCUGAUAAGGCCCCCAACCUGUUCCUCCACAAGGCCGUUCCCUCCCACCUCACUGACGGGGGGCCAGGGGUGGAGAAAGGACAUGCUGAGAAGGCUGCCGAUAUCAUGAGGUUACUCAUACGCUACCAGGACCUGCUCUGGACCAUCCCUAACUUCCUGAUGAGCCAGGUGCGUAAGCUGAACGAGAACAGUAACCGGAGGUACCAGUUCUACGACCGCCGCAUCAAGAACCUGCUGAGGAAAAUUCACCAGGACAGCAAGGAUAAACCUGACAAGAACUCCUCCGAGCCAUGUCGUACAGUAAAGAUCCAGGUGGGAGAACUGAUGAGCAGCACCAUGGAGGUCAAGGUCAACAUAAAUUCCAGAGCAUCAGACCUGCUGGCUCAGUUCCACAGGCACCUCUACAGCUCUGACAACGCCAAGCGCCUGCUCAAGAGGAACGGUUUGGUAAAUGAUUUGGGAUCCUACCCGGACUGUGCCAUAUAUGAAGUGGGAGGAAAUAUCGGUGAGCACUGCCUGGACCCAGAGACCCAUCUCCUGGACCUGUACAACAACAACCCCAGUGGAGAGUGGGUCAUCAAACAGAAACCACUGGCCACCAGUAGGGGACUGCAGAUAUAAGACAGCCGCAGGAGGAGGGAGAGACCAGCAGGGGGCUUCAAGAGCCAACCAGAGGAGGAGGGAGACCAGGAGAAGUCGAGGAGAGGAGGAAGCUGCCACCACAAACCACCUCGAGACUGAACCCUCUCUCUGACCAAUGAGACCAGACUAGGAGAAGCAAAACAGAGAGAGACAGAGAGCUACUGCUGAAAACACCAUCAGAUGGAGGAGUGGCUGAGGUCGUAUUUGAGGCUGCUUCUUGGCUUGUCAGCUAAGCUCUCAGGCUCUCAGCCUAUCACCUCCCAGCGUCCGCAGAAGCCCAGAUGGGGAUCUGAUGCAGCCGCCACCGAGUCUCUCUCUCUCUCUUUCUUUCUUUCUUUCUUUCUUUCUUUCUUUCUUUCUUUCUUUCUUUCUUUCU
This is a messenger RNA of Coregonus clupeaformis (lake whitefish), 2722 nucleotides long. Its product is annotated as rho GTPase-activating protein 40. Gene Ontology annotation, biological process: regulation of actin filament polymerization; signal transduction; regulation of small GTPase mediated signal transduction. Gene Ontology annotation, molecular function: GTPase activator activity. Bases 226 to 2325 code for a protein of 699 amino acids. Gene Ontology annotation, cellular component: cytoplasm. The record is from RefSeq and is a predicted model, not a curated record. The transcript has 14 exons. Lineage: Eukaryota; Metazoa; Chordata; Actinopteri; Salmoniformes; Salmonidae.